UUUGAUGAACGUUUUAAAUUAUUGUCUACCUACGGUGUCAAUUUCAUUGAUGUAGUAUUAUUCUCGAAGAGAAGAGGAAAGCAAUGAAUUUAGGGUUUUGAGUUUUGACGGAUGAUUCCAUAUCGUAAACUUGAUCUUCGUAUAAGGAAAUAUACCAAGUUCUUGCACCCCCUUAAAAGUACUAUACUCAAACUUCUAACUUCCCCUUCCUUCCUUCAAUCAAUUCCACAAGUUUCAAUGUCAUCCAUAAGCUCCCAUCACUCAGAUUCAAGUUCUAUGGACAAAAGUCCAGGAUCCCAUUUGCCUAAUGACACAAAACCCUUUUCAUUAUCCUCUUACCCUACUCCAUUAUCACCACCAUUGCCUUUAAUUUCCAAACAAAUUGAGCUUAACAGAGCCAUGGAUGCUUCUUCAAGGUCUAGUCUUUACUCUCUUUCAAGAGAAAAUGUUAUCUUCGAGGAUCAAUGGUUGAUAGUUGUCAAUAAACCUUCUGGGAUUUACUGCGAGAGUGUCUUGUCUUCCGUUCCUCAAUUUCUGCAACAUUCCGCUGAUUCAGUUGAAGCUUCAGAAUUCCAUCUUGCAAACAGGCUGGAUCGUGAUACAAGUGGUGUAAUGGUUAUAACUAAAUCACAUAAAGUAGCUAGCAAGCUUGUCAAGGCAUUUACUGACCACAAAGUCCAAAAAACUUAUGUUGCUCUUUGUGUGGGGUCUGCACCAGAAUGGGACAAGAUCAGGUUAAAAUCUGGACAUGGCAGAUCAAAGUAUGGUGCUUGGCGUGUAUAUGCUGCAUCCGAUGUUGGUCAGACGCUACCUGGUGGGUCUGUUGUGAAAGAUAUGGAGACCCUAUUUGAAUUACUGUCGCUAAAUAGGGUUGUUCAACAUAAAGGGUCAUUAGAUUAUAAAACGGAUGUAGAAAGAACAGUUGUUAUUCAGGAGAAAUCAUUGGCCGAUGCAACCCAAAGGCGGGAUGAAAUUCUGGUCCGAGCAUUUCCAAAGAGUGGAAGGACACAUCAAAUCCGGCUGCACUGUCAGUACCUUGGAAUUCCUAUAAAAGGAGAUGUGAAAUAUGAAGGUGUCAAUGAGUGGAAAGGAGAGAUUUGUAAUGCCCAUAAUCUUCAUGCUGAGAGUUUAUCCUUGGAACACCCUGUUACUGGACUUCCAGUACAAUUUCGGGCAGCGUUGCCUCAGUGGGCGAUCAAAGCUAUGCAAUAAUGUUGUGGGUUUAGUUACAGUUCUUGGACUUUACUACGUCCAUACUGUAAAAGUUGUGGGUUUAAAAUCUACAAUUGCGAUGUAAAGAUUCAGUUAACUUGGUCAGCGAGCGAAUCUUGUUUCCGGGUUCUAAUUGACCGAAUGAGUUGGGGCAUUGUGAAUGAUUCAUGGGGCGUUAGAGAACAUCUCGAAACACUUUUUAGACAAUGUAAUUAAAUCUCGGUAUGAGAAGUGUUGGAAACAAAACCGGUAUUUGCAGCUGGUGGAAACCGGAGAACAUUCUGUUAUUGAUCAUAAGUGGGAAUUGGAACUAUUGUCUUCUCCUUUUGGCAUUUCGUAUCGUGUCAAUCUGAAACUUGCAGAAAUCGCUAAUAUUUCUUUGGGUUGUUUUUCCGGUGAGGACUUGACUGAUUCCUUCACUUGCGGAGAUGAAAACAAAGGAGUGGUGGAAAACAGGGUCUUAUGGAUUCUAAGUAGUUAGUUUCUACCUAAUAUUCUUGACGACAUUUGAUAAUAGGUUUUUGUUGUUACUCCUCUUGAAUUUCUUUCUACAUUUUUGUACAAAGAAAUUUGGUAGCCGUCCAACAAAUCCAUCAAUUAUCGAGGGAAAGAGAGGGUUAGGUGAGAAUCAAAAAAUAAAGUUGGUCUAAUUGAGACAAGAUUUGAUUCUCUUGAGUAUUAUGGCUAUGUGGGAAUGAUCAUGGCUUUCAAAUUUGAAUUGUGUACAAUAUAGAAGUAGUAUUUUCAUUUGUGUUUGCUUGGAGCUUACUUAUUGGCCAUUGGUUUUUCAUGAGCUAAGCCUAAUACUUUCUUUACUUUAGAAUAGAGGAAUUUAAAUUAGAUUUCUAAAGUAUAUAUUGAAAAUAAAAUUAAUGUAUAA
Amaranthus tricolor (Joseph's coat) is the source of this 2092-nucleotide messenger RNA. Its product is annotated as RNA pseudouridine synthase 1. NCBI's taxonomy places the organism in Eukaryota, Viridiplantae, Streptophyta, Magnoliopsida, Caryophyllales, Amaranthaceae. Bases 112 to 1212 code for a protein of 366 amino acids. Gene Ontology annotation, biological process: pseudouridine synthesis. The transcript is spliced from 2 exons. Gene Ontology annotation, molecular function: RNA binding; pseudouridine synthase activity. The record is from RefSeq and is a predicted model, not a curated record.